Molecule: messenger RNA, 2963 nt
Organism: Pocillopora meandrina
Lineage: Eukaryota; Metazoa; Cnidaria; Anthozoa; Scleractinia; Pocilloporidae
Source: the annotation of a GenBank genome assembly
AUGCUUCUAGAUAUCGAUGAAUGCAGCAAUGGAAGCCAUGAUUGUGAAGUGAAUGCGAAUUGUACCAACACUAAUGGCUCCCAUAGCUGUACCUGUAAGGAAGGAUACACUGGAAAAGGAGAGUCAUGCCAAGGUAAAAUUAAAUUAGACUUAGAAAAAAGCAGAAUAGCCGUUCAUCAGAAAUAAUUGCCUUGUUAUCCGACAAACUGGCUAAGAUUUUUUUCUCUAUUCAGUUACCCUUUGCAAAUCUAUUAUGUUCACAGAUAUUGAUGAAUGCAACGAUAAUAGUCAUGUUUGUGAUGCUAAUGUUAACUGUACCAACACAAAUGGUUUAUAUAACUGCAUCUGUAAGAAAGGAUACAUUAUAAAUGGACAGUCUUGCCAACGUAGAUUAGAAAAGCGAUACUUCAUGUCGAGCAAAGUAGCUUUUCAUAAUAAGUAUUGUCUUCGUAACUGAGGUUAUGAUCAGGAAGCAACUUAAUGAUUUUCACGCCCCGACCUCGUAUUUCUAUUAAGUUACGGGUUUCAUUAUAUGCAUGCAUUCACAUUUUACCAAAAUUUAAAAUGUAAUACGCGCAGAUAUUUUACGAGUUGCCUGGUAUUUUUCCGAGCGCGAAAGGAACAAGGAUAAUUAAGAGCAAUGAGCAAGAUUUCCUCUCGUGUUAUAUGAUAAACCAUCGAAUAUGGGAUUUAUUAUUAGUUCCUCACUUUUUUAAAUAGUAUAGAUAGAAGGAAAAUCUCUUUGAACAGCAACACUUUUUUUAUAACUUUUCAACCUUCAACAACAGCGCAAUCAGUACAGCAGAAUAAUUUUACUUUCAAUUUCAGAUUUUUUAAAAUCUUCAUGUGCUUUCAAAGUUCCUUUACGUAUUAUCUUUUAUUUUGAUUUUGAUGUCCUAUUGCUGAGAUAACUUAAGGCGGGGUUUCACCUGAAAAAGUGACAUUUUUGCAUCACUUGUGACAGCUAUGGUUUUCAUCAAAAUCAUAGCACACUAUACAUCAUUAGAAAACUAUCGGCCUGAAGAUUAUGAAAAUGUGUAUUUGAAUGCGGUAUUUUUUUUUUGUAACCUGAUACCAAGCCCCUUAAAUAGCACAUGCUGUGGCUGACCUGGACCUACUUGAGGAAAGAUUUUUACAUAUAGUUUCACAUGAAACAUGUAUUUUUAUUAUUUUUCUCAAGUAAACAGAUUGCUUACUGGGAUUAAUGAAGGACUUUGAAAAAUUUCAAAAUGUGAAGCCUCAACACCCAUUUAAAGUUGCGCAAUCAAAAUUAGGAAGCAUUUCUUAAAAUAACCUUUUUUCUAAACACUUAUGACAAAUUCCUUCAUUCAUCACAACUAACUCAGUGAGACCCAGCUAACCUGAAAAUUUCAGGUCAAUAGCUCAAAUCCCUCUUGAGUUAUCUCUUCUCAAAGGCAAAAAUGCCGCAUUUUGAGAAACGCAGCCUUAAACUUCAGAAAUGGAAUAAUUUGGACGGGACUGCACAGGUGCUUGAUGCGUUUCUUUUGUAACCAUUCCCAACAGAAGGAAAAACACUAUCAUAUUUUACCAACACAAUCAAUCCUUGUAUAAAAAAGAGAUGAAUGUAGGCCUAAAGAAAAUGGUGAUAAUGACACAUUUGUAUUCAAUAAACAUUCAAAAAUCUCAACUGGCAAAGGGAGACUCGAUGAAAGGGCUUACAGGACAGAACAACGUAGUUGAAAUUGGGGGAACCGAGAAAAAGUCUGGUGAGUGGUAACAUGAAGGGCUUCUCUCUAGAACCACAAGACAGAAAGACUAAGGUUCCCAAGCUUAUGCGCGGCAAAUUUUUCACAAUUAAUUUUUUUAAUGCUUAUGAUUUUACAGAUAUUGACGAGUGUAAAGGAAGUCACUCUUGUCACGUGAAUGCUACAUGCACGAAUACCCUUGGAUCACAUGUAUGUCAAUGUCACGCUGGAUAUACUGGAAAUGGACAAAACUGCACAGGUGAAUUUAAUCUCUUCGCUACAAUAUGUAGAACAGUCCUUCAUGACACGUUCGACUACAGUGCUACACCAUUCAGCGUCGUUGCAAGAUAAUUAGACAACUUAUUACUGAGAAAUUCGGCCAUUUUGUCCUCAUUUAAUAUAUAGUGAAUAAUACCCGGGUUCCCGCUGACUUGGAAUUUCUCUUCGAGUGUUCAACUGGCUACAUCAUGAGUGAGAGCAGCAAACUAGUGAGGUAUCGAGUAAGAGAAUAAUGAAAAGAUUUAGCCAAGCCUAAAAGCGGUGAUGUGAUUACCUAUACGAACACAAUAGGCCUUUACUGAGAAUAAAAAAGGCGACUUUUUGAAAAGAAUAAUAUGAUAGGUUUCACAAUCCGCGAAAAAAAGUCUUAAAGCGCGUCGGCGAUAAGGCUCAAGAUGAAAAAAUGCGUUGAACCGUUACAGAAACAGACAUUGGGCGUAACUUUCUUUUCACAAAAUUCUCAGUUGACUUUUUCCUUUCCAAAAGAAGAUUAUUUUUAUGUACACGACAAAAAUAGGCCUUACUAAGAAAAAAUAUAUAAUUUUUAAAGAAUGACAGAAGUUUCACAUUCCGCGAAAAAAAAAAGGAAGGAAGGAAAAAAGGAAAAAAGGAAGCCACCAAGGAAGGCUACCAAAGCUGAUCUUUGACGACUGAUAUCCGACUAAAGUUUAUAAUAGUGUUUAGAGAGAGAUUCCGCUGCGGUGGAAGUUUUUGUUUGGUCUAAAUUAAUAAUUGAUUUGUCACAAUGAUAAAUAACUUAAUCCUUUUUCACCUCAUAAAAGUUUAAAAAACGAAUGUAUAUCUCACUCGUGAAACCACUAAUGUUGUAUAAUUUUUCUUUUCUCUCCAAUUUUUUUAGAUAUUGAUGAAUGCCAAAAAAAUACUCACGAUUGUCACCUGAACGCUACUUGUCAAAACACAAAUGGAUCCUUUGUGUGCACCUGUUUAUUUGGAUUUAACGGAGAUGGACGGAGCUGC